AACAUAAUCAUACGAUGACAUGCUGAUAAUCAUCAAAUGUGCAACAAGGAUGAGGGAAAACAUAUGAAAGAGAAAUAACAGAGGUUAUGGAAACAGUUAGCAUUCAGAAGUUACGACUUAACAGUAUAAGUUUUUUUUAAUUUUUGUGACCGUACUCUUUUUGUUUUGUGAAAGUGAUAGUACUUAUUUUGUUAAUAUUUUCCUUUGUAAAAGGAGAUGUGUAUAGGUUAAAAACUAUUACAAAGGAAAUUAUUGUUUAUCAAUUAAAAAAGAUAAAAUAAUACUUGAAAUGUUGUUUUGAUUGAAAUAUUUAUUGGGCAACAACUCUUAUAUGGGAAAUAUAUUUUGUGAAACGAUCCAUAGGUGACAAAGGCUAAAAUGACGGUUGAGAAAAGCAAAGGGACAGAGAAGAAAGUCCCGCCGCCAACACGGAAAGUGGCUCCGGAUGGAGGAUGGGCGUGGAUGGUGUGUCUAGGAGUGAGUUUAGUCAAUUUUUCAACGCGUUCCUUGGAACCGUCCUUCGGUCUUUUGUUCAAGGACCUGUUAGACGACCUCGGUGUCCACACGACUGGUGCGUCGGUCAUCGCCAGUACACUCGACUCGGUUGUUAACUUCUCUGGUUUUUUCGUGGGUCCUGUUAUAAAGACUUUCUCAUACCGAAAAGUCUGUGUUGUCGGUUCGACGAUAUGUGCACUCGGUCUGCUCUUCACUGCGCCGGCCAACAGUAUGGGUCAUAUAUUGGGUACAUACAGUAUAUUGGGAGGGUUCGGAGUUGGGUUAGCAUCAUCGUCGUCUUUUGUUUCUCUUAACCAUUACUUCUCGAAGAAGCGUGGGCAGGCUGUCGGCUUAUCUAUGGCUGGUACAGGUUUCGGCCUCAUGGUCAUGCCACAAUUAGUCAAACUGCUACUCGGCGAAUACGGGUUUAGAUGGACCGUUGUAAUAUUGGGCGCUUUGGCCUUCCAUGCCGUACUUGGAUCAUGUCUACUUCAGCCUGUUAAACGACAUCUUAAAGAUGAACCGAUAGAUUGUGAGAUGCAAUUAGUAAAGGAGAUGGAAUGUAUUCACGAGAGCGACGAAGAAGACGAUAAAUUCGAAAUUAAUCCACUUGUAACACAUCAGAUGACAAAGUUACCAAAGCAAAGAUCUAACCUUAAUAUGAACCACCCAUCUGUAAGGACAAUUGGCCUCCCUCGGGCCAAGACUUGUGACAAACCUCUUCAAGAAUUCGAUGGUAGUACAAAAUUUAUUCCAGGCCUGACAACCGCCGCCUCAGUGGCUGCGAUGCAGAGGGUGACAUCUAGCGGCAGUAUGCCCGAAGCGCUUAGAAAAAGAAAAGUAUCUGUGAUAUCGAAUAUUUCAAAUAUGGACUUUACGGGAAGUUACCUGCAGCUGUAUCUUGAUACAGCAGAUGAAGACGCUCUACAAAUGAAAGCCAUUAAAAAAUCUGAACCAGAAGUAGAAAAAAAGCAAGGUUGCUUUAAAAAGUUUAUUAGCCUUAUGGACUUAGAUUUAUUGAAAGACUGGUCAUUUUUGAACCUUUUACUUGGUCUUUCAUUAUUCUGGAGUGGGGAGUUACAGUUUAGGAUGUUAACACCGUUCUUCAUAAGGAGUUUAGGUUAUAAUAUGAAUGAUACUGCGUUCUGUUUGUCUAUGACUGCUAUAACUGACAUAGGUGUUCGCUUGGUGUUGCCACCUAUAUUUGACAGAAUUAAUGUCACUAAGAAGAUGAUCUUUUUCAUUUCGGCUUUCUUUUUAGCUGCUACGCGAUCAGUUCUGGCUGAGCAAUCUGAAUGGGUACCCCUUAUGGUCUGGCUGUCCAUUUGUGGUUUCUUUAGAGGAAUGUGUCUCAGUAACUUCACACUAACAAUAUCUGAGUAUUGUCCCUUGGAAAAGUUGCCUGCUGCCUUUGGACUACAUAUGGUCAGCAAAGGAGUAUUUGUGGUUAUUAUUGGUCCGAUUAUUGGAUAUGUAAGAGAUUACACGGGCAGCUUCUCCAUGUGUAUACACGUUCAAAACGCUCUCAUUAUGUCCUGCGUACUAGUUUGGGGAAUAGAAUACGCAUUAGCGUUUACCCGACGCCGUAAAGUUGUACAAAUAUAGUACGAAAUGUACUUAUUGUGAGGCUGCAACACAAUUUUGCCGGAAAGCAAUCUAAGACUUAAGAACACUGGGAAUGU
Melitaea cinxia (Glanville fritillary) is the source of this 2177-nucleotide messenger RNA. RefSeq lists its product as uncharacterized. The transcript has 8 exons. The record is from RefSeq and is a predicted model, not a curated record. Lineage: Eukaryota; Metazoa; Arthropoda; Insecta; Lepidoptera; Nymphalidae. The coding region runs from base 379 to 2100 and encodes 573 amino acids. Gene Ontology annotation, molecular function: monocarboxylic acid transmembrane transporter activity. Gene Ontology annotation, biological process: monocarboxylic acid transport; transmembrane transport.